AUGGCGCUACAUGACACCAAUGCCGCCACGGGCAUUGCCCGGCAGCCCUCGCACAUUUUCAAGAACAACAGAAGCUGUGACCAAUCGGGCUCUGUGCCAGUCACUACACGACGACGCAUCGUACACCUGCACGGGAACACCUACCACCAUGAUCGUCAAGAGCCCGAUUCUCCCAAAUGCGGAUCUUCUGGCCCAGAGCCGCUAGAGGAAUUCCUCGAUGCCAAGAUUCCCACCUCGAAGAGUCUUCCUGGCAUUUCUUUUGAUCCGAAGGCUUUGAAGAGAAGGUAUGUUGAAGAGCGCGACAAACGGCUUCGAGAGGCCAAGACGCUCGGUGGUCUGGAUCAAUUUCAACUAGUUGAGACGAAUGGGCCCUUCGCAGACUAUCUGCAAGAUCCCUGGGCAGACCGAGCUUUCAAUCGAGCCCCUGUCACCGAGGACCUUGACGUCCUGAUCCUCGGUGGUGGAUACAGUGCACAAAUUGUGGCCUCCAAGCUACUGAUGAGGGGAGUUUCCAAUUUCAAGCUUGUUGAUAAGGCUGGUGACUUCGGUGGAACAUGGUACUGGAAUCGCUUUCCAGGAGCACAGUGCGACAUUGAGUCCUACAUUUAUAUGCCCCUCCUCGAGGAGACAGGCUAUAUGCCAACAGAGAAAUAUGCCCGUGGCAAAGAGCUGCUCGCGCAUGCCGAGCGACUCGGUCGCCAUUAUGGACUCUAUCCAAAGGCCCUAUUCCAGACGGAAGUGCAGAGUAUGCAUUGGAACGAACAGGAAUUGCUGUGGACCAUCAAGACCAACAAGAAUGACAAGAUCCGGGCGAAGUUUGUAAUUCCAUGCGCUGGACCGCUCCAUCGUCCUAAACUUCCGGGCAUCCCAGGAAUGGACCGCUUUAAAGGCAAAGCAUUCCACUCGUCACGAUGGGACUAUGACUACACUGGUGGCGACUCAGCUGGUACCUUGUAUAGACUGCGCGACAAGCGAGUGGGAAUCAUUGGCACAGGGGCAACUGCAGUCCAGAUUGUUCCUCACCUAGCUGAGUGGUCCAAGGAGUUAUAUGUCUUUCAACGAACUCCUUGUUCGGUUGGAGUCAGAGGCAACAAGCCAACUGAUCCAGCAUGGGCAGAGUCCCUGAAGCCGGGAUGGCAGGCACACCGGACUGUCAACUUUAACAAUCUCUGUAACGGCAUGCCGGAAGAGCAAGAUUUAAUCAACGACGGCUGGACCGAUCUCUUGCCUGAUAUUUUCGGCCAGCAGAACCCCGAUCUAAGCCCUGAUGAAGCUGCAGCAGCACGCCAACUCAUCGACUACCAGAAGAUGGAAUCUGUCCGGGCGCGAGUAGAUAGAGAAAUCGAAAACCCCAGGACGGCAGAAUCUCUGAAGCAUGCAUUCAACCGUCCAAAUGUCUACUUGAUCGACACCAAAGGCAAAAGUCUGAACGGCGUGGACGAAACUGGAGUACUAGCAAACGGUGAGCACUAUCCAGUUGAUGUUCUUGUGUACGCCACAGGAUUCGAGCACAGUACCUCAUUCUCCCACCGCGCCAAUCUGGAAAUCUACGGCCGGAACGGCGUCUCGUUGACUGAGGCCUGGAAAGAAGGGCCACGCACUAUGCACGGCUGGAGUGCACGGAACUUUCCGAAUUGCUUCUUCAUCCACAACAUUCAGGCUACGCUUACGCCCAACUUCAUUCAUGCGGCGAGUGAGACUGCGACACAAUUGGCGUAUGUGGUCUCAGAGUGCCAAAGCCGUGGCAUCAAGAGUAUCGAGCCGCUUGCUGAGGCUGAGGAAGCCUGGGUCAACACCAUUGUCGACCUUGCUACCAAACGCCUUCAGUUUCUUGCUGAGUGUACGCCAGGGUACUACAAUAAUGAAGGCGAGGUCAAUCUCUUGGCGGCCAGGGAGUCGGGGUAUGGCGGUGGUGCGCCAGCGUUCAUGAAGCUUAUGAGUGAGUGGAGGGAUGACGGUAGCAUGAAAGGAAUGGAACUCAAGUUCUGA
Molecule: messenger RNA, 1989 nt
Organism: Cyphellophora attinorum
Lineage: Eukaryota; Fungi; Ascomycota; Eurotiomycetes; Chaetothyriales; Cyphellophoraceae
Product: Pentalenolactone D synthase
Exons: 4
Coding region: 1-1989 (662 amino acids)
Molecular function (GO): N,N-dimethylaniline monooxygenase activity; flavin adenine dinucleotide binding; NADP binding
Source: RefSeq, a predicted model, not a curated record